Messenger RNA from Loxodonta africana (African savanna elephant), 6930 nucleotides. RefSeq names its product short transmembrane mitochondrial protein 1 (gene STMP1). Lineage: Eukaryota; Metazoa; Chordata; Mammalia; Proboscidea; Elephantidae. Bases 95 to 238 code for a protein of 47 amino acids. The transcript is spliced from 3 exons. The record is from RefSeq and is a predicted model, not a curated record.
GCGGGUUCCGCCCCUCGCGCUGGGGAGGCAGGCUCCGAGCGGCCGUCGGAGCCGUGGUCGCUGUUCGUGCUUCCUCGCCGUCCCCGCCGACACCAUGCUCCAGUUCCUGCUUGGAUUUACUUUGGGCAACAUCGUUGGAAUGUAUCUGGCUCAGAACUAUGAGAUACCAAACCUGGCCAAAAAAUUUGAAGAAAUUAAGAAGGACUUGGAGGCCAAGAAGAAGCCGCCUAGCUCAUGAGGUGACUCCGCUGCCCGUGGAUACACUAAUCAGACCGUCCUUGAAGGCCGCCUCACGUUCGAACCAAAGGCUCCUGUUCUCAUCACAGCCUCGUGAGGUUCUUCUUUGAUAGACCCUGAGCUGCCUUAGAGCAAAAAUGGGGCCAUCAGUUAAGAGCCCCCCAUACCUUCCCCACAUCUUCACUUCUCCCCAACCUCCUCCCAGCUGUUUGGGAGGUCCUAAGACUGGAUUAUGGUGCUAGAUUAGUAAAUAUGACCUUCAAUUAGUAGUCUCCUCUUUGUUCUUUGGAAUUUCUACUACCUUUUUCGAAAGAAAACUUGAGCUUUGCAUAGCUGAUCAGAUACAAAAAAUGCUAAUUUCACAGUUACACAGUUAUAAUAGGUGCUUGGUAACCCUUUGGUAAUAAAUGAUGUUUCACAGUAAUUAAAAUUAAUAUCUGGAAGCUGCUUUCUAAUGAAUUACCCACUUAUUUUAUACCGUGGUUGGGCAGCUCCAUAUUUGCUCAUUUAACCAGUCAAUUUACCAUUUACUAACUGAGUAACUGUAUUCUGAGAACGUGGUUAGGAACUGGGGAAUUAAAAAUCUGUAAAGCGUGGUCGUCCUCAGUAGAUUUCCUAGUCUGCAGUGUGCGUGUUUCCUGCCGAUGUAUGUAUUCUAGCUCUUGUGCCUCAGAAGAAUAGCGCUCAUUGUGUGGGAUUACAAGUGUGUUUGACGUGACUUGAUGGGUAAAUCAGAAGUUAUCUGUAAAGGAAAUUUCGAGCCCUUUCACAUUUAAAAAAAAUAAUGUAUUUCCACGAUAACUUUAGAGAGAAACUCAUAAGGAAAACAUGGCCCAAAUGUAUGAUAAAUGAACACCUCCAGAAGGAAGGUUGUUCUGCUUCUCUCUGCAGUUUGUGUUUUUUCAGCAGUCAGAAAUGACCCUUGCGAUUUGUCAAAUAUAUAAUCAGUCUGUAUUUUCUUUAAAUAAACUUAAAAAAAUGUUUGAAUAGGUAACUUUCCAGGCGUCAAGAUAGAAAAGUGAUUUAGUGAAAAGGGCCUGUCCCACCCCUGUCCUCAGCUUCUCGUUUCUCUCCUCAGAGGCAGUCGCUGUUACCAGUUUCCCGUACUUUCUAGAAAGAUUCGAUGCCUAAACAGAUGCACGUGUGUGUGCUUGGGUAUUUUUACACAAGUGACGACAACCAUACACUGAUGUCUGUCCCUGCCGCCUUUUUUUAAAUGGCGUUCAGUCCGUGUUGUUACAUAAGGAACAGAGAUCAUCUUUUUUUACUACAUAAAGUUCAAUGGAAUGGCUAUACCAUAAUUUAAAUAAUAAUCUGAUGAAAUUUGGCAGUUUCCUGUGUUUUGCUAUUACUGUGAUAACCUUGAACCUGUCAUUGCACCAAUGUCUUGGCAGGCUGUGUAUCUACAGGAUAAAGUCCUAGAAGUGCAGUUUGCACAAGUAUAGCCAGUGCCUCAUCUCGUUGGGUGUUUUGUUUCAGGGGGCUUGUUGAACACCUUCACUGAUAAUGACUUUUCUGGAGACAUUUUAUUUUAACAGAAUCAGCAAGCUGGAAAACAGUGGUGUCGCAGGUACUGCAUGUGAUUAUAAAAUACACUGACUGCUUCCUUUCUGAUGAUCUCUCUGCCAGAUCUCAUGCAGGGAGAGCAGCUUUAUCCCUGUCCAGGUCGUCUUCAUGGGAGAAAACCGAGGGUCAGACUCUGGUUUGGCUGCUCCCUGGCAGAGCAGUUGUGGGCAGUCAGCUCACUUGCUCUGUAAGCUGCAGACAUCAUACCUACCUCACAGGGCGUUCAUGAGAAAUAACGUAUGUUAACGUUAUGUGCUGCUUUAUACGUUGUCCGGUAAAUAGCGGAUGUCAGGCCACACGUGCUGCUUUCAGCCAGGAUAUGUUCGUAUUUCUGCAACUGCUUUUGGAACCAGUUUAUGAACCAUGCAAACUUCAUUGUUCUGUGGUCACAUUUUGUUGUGAGGAAAAUUACAGUGUGGGCCUUAUACCACCUGGCUCACAAAAUUUGAUCCUAAAUGAUGUUUUGGUCAUCUCGUGCUGCUAUAACAGAAAUACCACAGUGGAUGGCUUUAACAGAGACAUUUAUUCUCUCACAGUUUAGGAAGCUAGAUGUCCAAAUUCAGGGUGCCAGCUCAGGGGAAGGCUUUCUCUCUGUCAGCCCUGGGGGAGGUCCUGGUCAUCUGUCUUGUAGAUGGAGUCCUGCCUCGUUAGCAUCAUAGAGGUAGGAUUUAUGACACAUAGGAAAAUCACAUCAGAUGACAAAAUGGUGGACAGUCACAUAAUACUGGGAAUCAUAGCCUGGUCAAGUUGACACACAUUUUUGGGGGGGACACAGUUCAGUCCAUAGCAAAUGACAAAAUUGUUAGCAGAGCGAACUACAGUCUCAAAGAGUAAAGGCUUACCACCCUUUUGGGUAUUCAGAAUGCAGUGCUUUGAGCUCAGAAAGCUAUUUCCAAAAAGGCUGCCUUGUUAUCAGCGAUGGUAGCAGCAUUAGGAUGUGGGUGUGGUCUCCGAGUGGCUUCUUUGAGCAUGAAGGCAUUUAGGUAUUAGAUUAGGUCUCUUUAUAGUCUUACCUUGUGAACGAAGCUCAUUUGGACUUGAGGCUUCCCUCAGGAGUGACACCUAACCCACUGAUAGAAUCAUUUCCCUGUUGGAGGGAAUAGGAGCCAUCCAAAGUCAGUUCUCGUGUUCACAUUCCCCACAUAUGGUGCUACGGAGUGAACACGAGCUGACCGAGUGUUCCCCAUUGAGAUACCCUCUCUGAGGUUUGUGUCCUUUGUCUUAGUUACAUAAUGCCUCUAUAACAGAAAUACCACAAAUGGGCGGCUUCAGAUAAAUUUACUUUCUCACUGUUUAGGAGGCUGGAAGUCCAGAUUUAUUCAGGGUGCCAGCUCUAGGGGAAGGCUUUCUCUCUUGUCUCUUGAGCUUCUGAGUGAUCUUUAUGUGGCUUGGCAUCUCUCUUCCCGUCUCUGCUUGCUUAAUCUGCUCCUUUUAUAUCUCAGAAGAGAUUGAUUCAAGACACACCCUACACUAAUAAUGCCUCAUUAACAUAACAGAUCUCAUUCCUAGAUGGCAUUAUAACCAUAUCUGUUGACUCCAGUCCCGACCCAUAGGGAUCCUAUAGGACAGAGUAGAACUGCCCCAUAGGGUUUCCAAGGAGCAGCUGGUGGAUUUGAACUGUUGACCUUUCAGUUAGCAGCUUGAGCUCUUAACCACUGCACCACCAGGGCUCCAUUAUAACUAUAGGUAUACCCAAACCUACUGUCAUUGAUUUGGAGCUGACUCAUAGCGACCCCUGUAGGACAGAGUAGAACUGCCCCAUAGGAUUUCCAAGGCUGUAAUAUUUAGGGAAGGAGACUGCCACAUCUUUCUCCUGAGGAGAGGCUGGUGGGUUCAAACUGCUGACCUUUAGGUUUACAGCCAAGUCCUUAACGACCAGGACUCCUCCAAUCAUAGGUAUAACCCUUUGCUGUCAAGUUAUUUCUGACUCAUAGUGACCCUAGAGGACAAAGUGGAACUGCCGCAUAAAGUUUCCAAGGAACGCCUGGUGGAUUCAAACUGCCGACCUUUUGGUUAGCGCCGACCUUUUGAUUAGCAGCCAUAGCUCUUAACCAGUACGCCACCAGUGUUCCCAAACAAUAGGUAUAGGGAUUAGGAUUUACAAGACAUGUUUUUGGGGGUACACAAUCCAUAACACUCCUGCAGCAGGAAGGGGCUGGGAGUUCUCAGGCAAGGUGCUCUGAGGAACCCAGGCCUGUCAUAGGUGUGGGGUGUGGCUGAGAGUCUGUGAUGACAGGGACAUGGGGUGGUGGUGGCUGUGACCAUGGUUCCUGUGGCGCCUCAUUCCCUGGACGUUUUGUGGGGGCCCUUGCCUCCCAAGGAAACCCUGGUGGCGUAGUGGUUAAGGGCUACGGCUGCUAACCAAAAGGUCGGUGGUUCAGAUAUGCCAGGCGCUCCUUGGGAACUCCAUGGGGCAGUUCUACCCUGUCCUAUAGGGUCGCUGUGAGUUGGAAUCGACGAUGGCAAUUGGUUUUGGGUUGCCUCCCAAAUAGUGGGGGAUGGGAAGGAGCCCUGCAAGAGAUACCCUUUUUUUCUUUUAAAAAACAUUUAAACGAACUCCUGUUGAUGGGAGGUAAGAAAAUUUUUUGCCACACCUGACCAUAAAAGGAAGGUUGGUUACUCAAGUUACUUCUGAAGUUUCCUCCGAGGUAAAAAGGAAGACUUUGGAAUCGACACUGGGAACAUAAAUACACUGAACUUCAAAAGCUGUCCUUAAAUGAACGCUCCCCCCCAAAAAAAGAAAAAGGGAGAGAAAAAACCGGUUGAUUUAAAAUUGGUAAAAGAGAGAAAAGCCUGUAUUUUAUGAGCUGAAGUUACCAAUUGGCUUCUUUAGCCUUUUCUUCUGAGUUGGUGUUUUGUGCAGUUAAGUUACCCACUUCGGAGUCAAAGGAACGAUUUUAUUUCCCUUUCUGAACUCGCUUUCCCAGUUGUCAUUUGUGUGACUGUAGAGACGAUGAUUAUGCCCCGGUGGUCUGCAUGUGCGGGUUCCUAGUACAUGCGUCCCAUGAGCAGCUCAUGCCCUGGAGACUGGCCUGGUGUUUGUCUUUCUGCUGUGGUCUCCCACGUGUCUUAUGCUUUUCCUGAGUUACUCCUGCUGAAGGAACACUGUAGACUGUACUGGAGCAAAUGAGGCUUUUUUAAGCUUCCCGUCUUCCAUUCCACAGGCAGAUGAAGGAGUUCUUUUUUCCCUACUGACUCGUAGGGCCCUGCCAGUGGGCAAGAACAGGGUGGUGAAGGGAAAAUAUUUUGAGACUCCGCCUGGUCCUAAUAGGGAGUUUGUGACUUCCCGGUUUUCAGAUUUAAACUUUUCCUAAAUCUGGUUGCAAUGUAUUGAGUUGUCCAGUCCUGCAGGCUGAGGCAUGGCUGGGUUGCCAGGCUCUGGGGAAGAGACACAGCAGACCGGAGCCACGUAGCUGCGUGGAAAGUCACAGGGUGGGGCAGUGCAAGGCGGGGUCUGGAGCCUGGUGAAUCGCUGCCUCUGUGUAAGGCCUUAUGAAAGGCACCAGGGAGUUGCAUCAUCCUCACAUGUAUAACUGUACAGCAUUGGGGGAAAAGGUGCCAUGUGAAUGGACAGUGCGGGCAGCUUGCCCCACACUCACUUGGUGAUGGCAUCCUUAGAGAGCUGCUUGGGUGCCUGGUCAGUCUCGGGUCCGUUUGUGUUCUAGGGGCUUGGGCGUUUUGCUACACAGAGAGACUCUAGUGUUAGAGAGACUUUCCCAAACAACGUGGUCCCUCAAUGCAAAGCCAACUCUGUUUGGUGUGCAGUUAAAUGUUGGAGGGAAAACUAGCUAUUUUUAUUUAUUAAAAGAUCACGUGACAUGUACACAUUAAUGUAAAAGAUUAUAUGCCAUGUUCUUCUGGGUGACUUAAGCCAGAGUCAGAGGCAGCUGGGACUAAGCAAAUUUGACAUGUAUGUUGACUCCAGAAUAAGAUGGAACUCUGCUUGGUCUCUUGGGAAUUGUACAAUGAUCACUUACAGCACUUCCAGUCGUAUAGCACUGUGCUAUUAGAAGAUAAAAAUCAAAUUAUAAAAUAUUCACAAGAGAUACAUAACUGUUAAGUGCUUGAGGUUAUUGAUUAAGGGUGGGGUUGUAAAGCUGAUUGUUGUAAUUGCUGUCAAUAAGCUGUAUAUCUGUAAAAUGUUCAACUGGUAAAGUUGUGUGAUAGAUACAUUUACAACAAUGACCAAAAAAAAAAAAAAAAAGCUGCUGAGGCUGCUUAUGUACAACCAAGCACCUCAUGGGAUUUGGUUUUUUGCUUUGGAGUUUUAGGGUCAUGGUUUCACAGAACACCCCCGUCGACUGGCCUAAUAAUGUGUUCAGUGCUUCUGUUCUGCCUCCUUGUUUGUUGUGUAGCGCUUGGGGUCUUAAAAGAUGGAGAGCAGCCAUCUGUGGCAUGACAGUUGGUCUCUAUUCACUUAGAACUACAGAGGAAGGAGAGUCAGGAAUAGGAGGAGCAUAUGGAAUGUGCAGCUAAUUGCCUCUGUGAAUAACUGUGUCCUUUGGCAGUUCUACUGUGUCCUAUAGGGUCGCUAUGAGUCGGAAUUGACUCGACGGCACUGGGUUUGGUUUGGUUUUGGUUUUUGCCAUGAGACCAGAAGAACUGGAUGGUGCUCAUGUACCGUUACUGAAUAUUUUGAUCAAAGAUUCCAUAAAAGAAUCAUGAUCAAAGACGGGGGGGAUGUAGAACAGAAUUUCAAAUUUUCAUGCAAUCCAGACUUUCCGGAGCUACGGAGGCUGGAUGAACCCCUGAAACUAUUCCGAGAUAAUCUUUAAAACUUAAACGAAAAAUACCCCUGAAGCCUCCUUAAAACUAAACAAUAGUUUAGCUUAAGUAGUAAAAAAAGUCUGCCUUGAACAUUAUGCUCUUUAAGAACUAUCUCUAUGGGAUCAAAUUGACAAUAGCAACUCGAAAGAUUAGACAGCAGCCUUAGGGGGCAGUGAAGUUAAUGGGGAGGGACAAUUCAGAAAAGAAGGGUGAGAAUGGUUACACAACUUGAAGAAUGUACUCAAUGUCACUGAAUUGUACGUGUAGAAACUGUUGAAUUGGUGUAUGUUUUGCAGAGUUGGUGUACGUUUGGCUGAGUGUAUUCUCAACAACAAUAAAAUAAAAUUAAAAAAAAAAAAA